Molecule: messenger RNA, 2085 nt
Organism: Aspergillus saccharolyticus JOP 1030-1
Lineage: Eukaryota; Fungi; Ascomycota; Eurotiomycetes; Eurotiales; Aspergillaceae
Product: putative glutamine rich protein
Exons: 2
Coding region: 1-2085 (694 amino acids)
Source: RefSeq, a predicted model, not a curated record
AUGGAGUCUCAAAAUCCUUUGCCUAUUAAUGAACCGCCCAAAGGUGAAACAACUUCCGGCACAGCCGACAAUAAGGAUGAUUAUGAGAAUCCUGUCAAUCUCAGCAAAGAUAAUAUUGUUGAUAUCAUGAAAGCGAUAGUAGAAUCCGAUCAACAAAAUAUAACACUUGCAAUUGAGAAAGCCUUGCCUGAUGGGGCUGAUGUUGAUGCCAAGCAAUUGCGAGAGAAGAUUCAUCCAGAUAAGCAUAUCCUCAAUGAUGAACAUAGGAAAUUAGCUACCGAGGCUUCUCAGCGACUAAAUGAGGCUAUACAACGGGCCGAAGGUGGCGAUAUCAGAUUUCGCUUCGGGGGAGGGGGACUUAAGCCCGAAUCUAGCGAUCUAACCCAAAAGAGCUAUCAUAUCUCAGCUUAUAGAAAAGCUUAUAACAGUUUACUCAUUCUAUGUCAGGCCGCAUGUCUAAAUCCAGACAUUCAGAUUUCCAAGCCUUCCCCCGAACCGGGAUACCGCCUUCCUAGAGCAGGAAUAGAAGCAUACAACGAUCUGAAAGAGAUCAAUAACGAGAUUAUGAAACAAAAUAGAAACAACAAUUUUGAGGCGAAUACCGGCCUUAUCGACGUUCCGGGUCUUGUUGCAAAGUGGAAAGCCAUACAUAUUGCGUACACGAACUCCAGGUAUCCAAUGAAGGUUAUGCAAAGCAACUUAGACAUGUUUAUUGAUAAUAAUCAAUACCCCUCCGAAUGGAAAAAGCUAUACUCUAAAUCCUGGCAGCAUUUUGGGGAGUUUCAGGCUCUCUGGAAUACCCUGCCGAAGCUAGUGGGUGAAUAUUUUACAAACUCGUUAUCAGCUACGCCUCCAAGCUCGAAAAGAUUCUGCGCUCGUAUCGAGAAGAUUCUUGACUCCAAAUCAAAUAAGCUGGAUAAGAAAUACAAACGCGGUACAAGCCUAUUUUCAAUGACUUUUGACAUCAAGGAGUACAUUAAUAUAUUUGACGAAGUUAUCAAUGCCUUUCGGAAGGGAGAUCUUCAGACUUACAUCGCUAAGCGAGAAGAGAUACAGGUUAUGGUCAAAGAAAAGGCUUACCCAGUGGGACUGGUACCCCCAAGCCCGGAACAAGCACAAAAUUGGCAACCUUCCAGCAACGUUUCUGGAAUGGGAGAUCAUAGCAAUCCUAUAAUAAAUUCCGGCUUUGCUCCAAACCAAGCAGGCAAUCCGAGUCAGGUGGUACGGGGCAACAACGGAGCUUUCUCAAUCAAAGCUCGCGUUGUGGGUGGGUCUUUCAAACCGGGCUAUACAUCGCUUGGUGAAAGAAUACGCUUUAUACAGCGUCGAGGUGCCUAUUGCGCCAACUUUGUUGUAGAAGAUGAUAAUCAAAUGUGGCGACUUGUUGAUAGCGGGUACCACGGUGGGAGAUCUGCUGUAGAACAGGCAGAGCGAUUAGGCGUGCCAAGUGUGGUGCAGGAUGUGAUCGAGAUCAGAAAUCUGAGAGAUAGAGUCGCGGAAGGUGGCGACUGGGGAAUCUUCUUUGCUGCUGCUGGCAAACUGCCCAUCAACUCCAUAAAGCCAAGGUUACCGGACAUUGUGGUGGGCUUUUAUCACAUUGACCCAGCAAAGGGCGAAAUACGCAAUGCAGUUUCUCGAUCCAAUCUGGGCCAGAUUCUUCGGUCCAAAUCCACGGCAGACAAGUUGAUAGCCGAACUAAUCUCAGGAAUUAGUGAUCUGAGAUUACAGGAUGUCUUGAUGCCUCAGCAAAUUCCUUCCCUCCUACUGCCGCCUCAUACUAGUCAAACACAUCAAUUUAACCCCAUAAACAAUUAUAUUCAAGGAAUCGGACACGGGGCUUUCAAGAACAAUAUGCUUAAUGGCCUUGGACAACCAUACAUAGGUAUGGGAGAGCUGUCUAGAGCAGAGCAGUCUUCCUUCUUCAAUGGGGGAAGAGAGACACAAAUGAUGUCGGUUCAGCAGCACAACCAGAUUCUUCAGUCAGCUAUCCAAGAGCUAAUGCACCAGCAGCAGAAGAGCGCAGUGUACAGAGAAGAAGAGGAGGAGGAGGAAGACCAGGAGGAGGAGGAGGAGGAGGAAUUAUAG